AAGUAUGUAAUGUAUAUCCUAAAGUGGCUAAUGUUCUCUGCGCGCCUGCUGUUAAUAGAGGAGGUUGCAGAAGCUGUCGCUAUUAAGGUGGCGCGCGACCUAGUCUUUGACCGCAAUAAAGUGCUCAAAGAUCUGCUAGAAGCAAUGAACAUCUGA
This is a messenger RNA of Didymella exigua CBS 183.55, 156 nucleotides long. RefSeq lists its product as uncharacterized. The annotation marks the transcript as partial. NCBI's taxonomy places the organism in Eukaryota, Fungi, Ascomycota, Dothideomycetes, Pleosporales, Didymellaceae. The transcript has a single exon. The record is from RefSeq and is a predicted model, not a curated record.